UGGGACUUUAGAAUCGUCUGGUUUGAGGAUGUUGGGACUUUUUCCCAUCAUAUAAAAUGUAGUUUGUCCACACUGUAACCUUUGACCCCACGUGUCCUCACAUGAGGACUGUAGAGUCUUUCCAAUAAAAACGAAUAUAUUCAUGAGUCACUGAGGGGUGAACGGGGAGAACUUUUUUGGACGUGUGUUCUGGGCAAAAACAAUAAAUCAUUGUCCAAUACUGAGUUGUCUUUAAGUGCAGUGACCCAUUUAUUUGCUCUCUUUUUAUGCUCACCUUAGCACAGGUAAAACUCAGGUAAAACUCAGGUAAGUUUCAUUCAUCAAUUUGUUUGUUGAGACGCCGCCACUCUGAUACUGACACGGUCAAAAGCUGUGUGCUUCCCCUUCCACACCUGCUGCUCAUCACCUGCAGCCUUUUCUGAGCUAAUGCUCCCCCCAGUGUUCAAACAGAAAACUACUUACAACAAUGCAAACGGUGCCCUGUGAUGUAAACAUAAAAAAUAAACAAAAAGUACGUUUUUAUUUUUAAAAACUACUUCCUGUUUCCUGUUCAGAGAUGUUUAUUUUAUAGGUUUCAUAGGUGACAAUAAAAACUGACGCUUGUGUGUGUGUGUGUGUGUGUGUGUGUGUGUGUGUGUGUGUGUGUGUGUGUGUGUGGUUGAACUCUUCCUGGUUCAGUUCUCUGUUAUUAUCUCAGUCUUCACUUGUUGUAGUUGUUGUUGUUGUAGUUGUUGUUGUUGUUUAUUCCUCCAGUCUGACGUCACAGCAGCCCGCAGAUCGUCACCAUGUUGACAAACUAACAGCUGGAGCUUUGAAGCAGCUCGUGAGCGUCAGUUUAGCAGCAGCUCGGUCACAACUCGGUCAGUUAGCUUCCUGCUAGCUGUAGCAGCCCCGUCGCUUCCAGGUAUGUUUGCGUCCUGCUGUAACUGGUUGUGUAUGGACGCUGGUGAUGACACUGAGCAGUCUGCUGGAGCUGAGCGACGUCAUCAGUCCUACACUAACUCGGGCUUCAACAGUCAGCCGUCUCCUCCUGCACCUGAACACACCUGUAAGGCGUGCGGGGGGCACUUGGACACACCUGCAAAGAAGCAUGUGUGUGUGGACUGUAAGAAGGACUACUGCAGCCGCUGCUCCGCACAGCUGGAGCCCCGCCCCCGUCUCUGUCACACCUGUCAGCGUUUCUAUGGCAACCUGCUGGAGCGGGCGGAGCUCAUGAAGCUGAAAGUGAAGGAGCUCCGGGACUACCUGCACCUGCACGAGGUCUCCACCCACCUGUGCAGAGAGAAGGAGGAACUGGUGGAGCUGGUCCUCAGUCAGCAGUCUUCACCAUCCAGUGACUCCGCCCCUGAGACCUUGACCCCUGACCCUGUGUCCAUGACCUUUGACUCACCUGACUUGACCCCUCACACCUCGACUCCUGCCCCCCCUGCCCCGACCCCUGAACCCCCAGCUGCACAGCCUGAAGCCCCACCCACAGAGACCGCCCCCACUGAACCCGAUGUUCAGGACGAAGACCAGACCUGGGACCCGGAGGAGGCCCCGGUUUCGGGUCGCAGGGCAUCUCUGUCUGACCUGAGCUGUGUGGAAGACAUUGAGGUUCUCAGCGUCCGCCAGCUGAAGGAAAUCCUCGCCAGGAACUUUGUCAACUACAAAGGCUGCUGUGAGAAGUGGGAGCUGAUGGAGAGGGUGACCCGGCUGUACCAGGACCAGCAGAACCUACUGGCUGCCAACACUGUGAACGCUGCAGAGUCCGGCGGUGGCCGUCCUGCAGGUUUGGAGGAGAACCUCUGUAAGAUAUGUAUGGACUCUCCGAUCGACUGCGUCCUGUUGGAGUGUGGUCACAUGAUCACCUGCACCAAGUGCGGCAAGAGGAUGAGCGAAUGUCCCAUCUGCCGCCAGUACGUCGUCCGAGCUGUCCACGUCUUCCGGUCCUGAACCUGGCACCAACUGUCUCCAAAGCAAUAAAGUGCAAACUGAAGGGACCUCCUCCACAGAUGUGUUUAUUUUUCUAGUGUAAAUAAGAUGAAGAAUGUAAGUGACCUUCUGUGAGCGUCGGCCUGCAGAGCUGCUGUUUGAACACAAACACUGAACGUACAGACCGACUCCACAUCUCUGAAUCAUCCACCAGGAAUCCUCUGUGCCUUCAGCAGCUCGUCCCCUGGACGCCGUCUCAGCGGUGAAACACUGAAGGGGCGGGGGGGCGGGAACCUACCAAAGAGAAACGUUACCUCGACAGGUGAGGCGGGUCCAAGAUCAUUACAUCACCACGUCGCCUUAAACUCAGUGUAAAGCACACAGACUGUGUUCUAGUCACAGUCGGCUUUGUUUACAGUCCGCAGUGAGCUCACACUGUAAAAAUAUCUCAGUGAUGUCAUAACCUGUGCAGCCGUCUGCGUCCCAGCGGCGUCGCUGUAUUAAAUCUAAACUAAAGCUGCUUUAGACCAGCAGCCAAUCAGAAACAGGACAUCAGCAUGGUCAUUAAACUGCCUUCAGAUCAGAUUAUCAGCAGGAUAAUAACACACACACACACACACACACUGAGCCCCGCCCCCAGCUUCAGGUGAUUGGUGCUCCACCUGUCAGUCACACCUUUACCUUCAGAUGCCUGAUGGAUCUGAACGCUGCUGUUUCCCCUCAGAUCCUCUGCGUUACACCGACAUCCAGUAAAAACUCUUCAAAUACUGGAGCGACACAUUUUACAUUUUCCAAACUGUUUCAGGUUGUUUCUGUCGUCUCUGCUCCGACUGUGUCCUCAGGAGACACACACCGUCUCAUCAGUCACUGAUUCCAGAAAGAAACACAAUUUUUAACUAAUUUUAAUAUUUAAAAAAGGCUCAGACAGUCUUCAGAUACAUUCUCAGAUGGAUGGAUAUGAAUGGAAACCAGCGGCCGCCUCAAACAGCAGAAUAACCAAACGCCUCUGUCUAACACAAAACGACUUGACGUUUCUUCUUCUUUCUUUUGACCACUUAAGCCCCAAAACCAGCAGCUGAGAUGUCGACUGCUGGUUCUGAUGUCAAGGACAAAAAGUUUAACACAGUUUGGAAAAUGUUGAGUGAUGAUGUGAAGUACUUUGAUUUAGGGAUGCACGAUAAAAUCAGUACGUCAUCGGUGACGGCUUUAAAAUCAACUACAAGAACCAGGGCUGAGCGAUAUAACGACUGUGUACAAUAUAUUGAUUUGUUAUCAAGCAGGAUAUUAAUUAAGACACUGUUUAUAUCGACAGAGGGUCAGGCUGCAUUACAUAACGCAUACCAGUGAGCACACUAGUUCUAGAACACAGUAAACACUCAUUAAACACUCAUUAAACACACAUUAAACACACAUUAAACACACAGUAAACA
Epinephelus lanceolatus (giant grouper) is the source of this 3344-nucleotide messenger RNA. RefSeq names its product ring finger and FYVE-like domain containing E3 ubiquitin protein ligase (gene rffl). The record is from RefSeq and is a predicted model, not a curated record. NCBI's taxonomy places the organism in Eukaryota, Metazoa, Chordata, Actinopteri, Perciformes, Serranidae. Gene Ontology annotation, cellular component: plasma membrane; cytoplasm. Gene Ontology annotation, biological process: negative regulation of extrinsic apoptotic signaling pathway via death domain receptors; proteasome-mediated ubiquitin-dependent protein catabolic process; protein K48-linked ubiquitination. Gene Ontology annotation, molecular function: ubiquitin protein ligase activity.